Pseudoliparis swirei is the source of this 1671-nucleotide messenger RNA. RefSeq names its product caspase-8-like. Lineage: Eukaryota; Metazoa; Chordata; Actinopteri; Perciformes; Liparidae. Gene Ontology annotation, cellular component: cytoplasm. Bases 208 to 1380 code for a protein of 390 amino acids. The transcript is spliced from 7 exons. Gene Ontology annotation, biological process: proteolysis; apoptotic process; regulation of apoptotic process. The record is from RefSeq and is a predicted model, not a curated record. Gene Ontology annotation, molecular function: death effector domain binding.
GCACUCGUGUAGCUGCUCUGUUGUCCCGCUCGGGACAAAGGCUCCGAUGAGCCCCAAUCAAAUACUUUCUACGACUAGUCUCCAUAACGCGACGUUCCGCCGAGUGUCGGAAGCGAAAGCGGCUCAUCACACAGUUGUUACGGGCACGAGGACCGAGAAAACACAGUGAGCACCGCAGAGAAGUGGAGGGAAUAACCCGGUGACGACAUGUCAGCCAGAGACACGCUGAGACGCAACAAGACCGCCAUUCAGGAGACUUUGUGCGGCGACUACUUGUUCAUCCUCAACAAGGUCUACGAGGGGAAGCUGAUCAUUCCCCGAGAGUACAGGAACCUGAAGAACAUCAACAAACAGAAUGUCGAGGGCCACGUCGUGGAGCUGGUGGACAAGCUCAUGGACAAAGGAGAGGACCACUGCAAAGACUUCCUGACCCUCCUGCAAACUGAUGAUGAUGUUCAGCAGACGUACCCUGAGCUGAAGAGCAUAUUGAGGGGCACCUGCUUCCUGCCCACGCCUGUUCAAGUGUGCUCAGCUGACGACAAUGAUGUUUCUCCUCCAGAGAGCAAGAGGCGAAAGCAGGAGCUGCAGUAUGAGGUGAACAGCCGGCCCACCGGCCUCUGCGUGAUCAUCAACAACAAGGAUUUCGGGACCGGCAAAGAGAGACGUGGCACCGACAGAGAUGCUGAGAGUCUGGCAGCGGUGUUCAGCUGGCUGGGCUUCAGAGCGCUGAUGUGUCGGGACCAGACGAAGGACCAGAUGGAGCGAGCGCUGGAAUGCUUCUCCUCUCAGAGCGACCUCGUUCAGCUGCGGGAGUUCAACGUCGAGGAGUGGUCCGGCGGCGCGUUCGCCGCUCUUCGAGAUCCUCCGCGGCACGGCGAUGCCUUCGUCUGCUGCAUCCUCAGUCACGGAGCGAAUGGUGUCGUCUACGGCGUGGACUGGCAGCCCCUUUCCCUCAAACGGAUAACUGAAACGUUCAAGCCGACGGCUCAGUCGGCGCUCGCCGGCAAGCCCAAGGUGUUCCUGAUCCAGGCCUGCCAGGGAGGGAAGACGCAGCGCGGGGUGUUUUUGGAAGACCUGCAGGCCGAUGACGCGAGCUCGCCGUGGAUCCCCGAGGAUGCCGAUGUUCUGGUGGCCGUGGCCACCGUUGAAGAUUAUGUGUCAAUGAGGAGCAUCAAAGAGGGGAGCUGGUUCAUCCAAGCUGUGUGUCAGCAGUUGAAGGAGGGCUGUCAGAGGGGUGAAGACAUUACCACCAUCCUCCACCACGUGAACAAUGAGGUGGGGCAGAGAGAGGGCAGCCGGCAGCCGGGGGAAGUCAAGCAGAUACCUGAAGUUCGGUUCACCCUCAGGAAGAGACUGGUGUUGUCUCCAUGCGGCGAUUGAAGCUCCCUCGCCAAAAAUCAUGCUGAAGUAAACUUGAUGCCUUAAUAAUCAACUCAGGGGAAGGACUUUUUUAUAAAUGGAAUCAAUCUUUUGUAUCAUUACACAUUUUGUAUUUGUUAUCACCCUGAACCAUUUACUGAUGUGUGUCUUUUGGUUUUCUCUGCUCAAAGUAUGAUGAUCACUUUGAUACAAACAUUAGCCCUGAAUGCAGAAUACUGGUGGCAUCUAAUGGAGAAAAGCAUUUGUAUUCUUUUUCGACUAUACCUUGAAUAAAAACAGAUCAGCACUUCA